AUGAAAUCGUUUGUACUCAUAUUUUCAAUUUGUCUAGUAGGUAUUGUUCAUUGUCAAGGUGGACAAGGUGGAAAAGGUGGUGAAGGAGGAGCAGGUGGUAAGGGUGGAAAUGGUAUAAUUGGUGGAGACGGAGGUAAAGGAGGGAAUGGUGGUAAAGCUGGCCGGGGAGGUAAUGGUAUUAUAGCUGGAGAUGGUGGUAGAGGUGGACGUGGUGGGGUAGGUGGUACAGGAGGACAAGGCUUGAUCGGUGGAGAUGGUGGAGACGCUGGAAACGCAGGCAGCGGAGGUACUGGUGGUAAAGGUCUUAUUGCUGGCGAUGGUGGUCGAGGUGGUCAAGGUGCAAGAGGAGGUCGUGGAGGAGAUGGUUUGAUCGCUGCCGAUGGUGGUAGAGGUGGACGUGGUGGAGUAGGUGGCACAGGAGGACAAGGCUUGAUCGGUGGUGAUGGUGGAGACGCAGGAAAUGGAGGCAACGGAGGUACUGGUGGUAAAGGACUUAUUUCUGGCGAUGGUGGACGAGGUGGUCAAGGUGCAAGAGGAGGCCGUGGAGGCAGUGGUUCUAUCCCUGGAGAUGGUGGACGUGGAGGGCGUGGUGGGCGAGGUGGACAAGGGAGCUCUAAAAAUUAA
This is a messenger RNA of Trichogramma pretiosum, 624 nucleotides long. RefSeq names its product PE-PGRS family protein PE_PGRS26-like. The record is from RefSeq and is a predicted model, not a curated record. The transcript has a single exon. Bases 1 to 624 code for a protein of 207 amino acids. NCBI's taxonomy places the organism in Eukaryota, Metazoa, Arthropoda, Insecta, Hymenoptera, Trichogrammatidae.